Gasterosteus aculeatus aculeatus (three-spined stickleback) is the source of this 3679-nucleotide messenger RNA. It is a transcript of the gene dner, whose product is annotated as delta/notch-like EGF repeat containing. NCBI's taxonomy places the organism in Eukaryota, Metazoa, Chordata, Actinopteri, Perciformes, Gasterosteidae. Gene Ontology annotation, molecular function: Notch binding; calcium ion binding. The record is from RefSeq and is a predicted model, not a curated record. Gene Ontology annotation, biological process: Notch signaling pathway.
CAACCUUCUCUCCCUCAGCCUCCACACCAUCAGCCGGUCUGCUCUCAUUCUGCCUGCCCACAGCUGAGGCUCCACAUCCUACACCUUCCUCUCCUCCUCCUCCUCCUCCUCCUCCUCCUCUCUCUCUCACAAUCACACACUUCUCAGCUGCUGCAUGACCGGCAGCUGCUUGGGUCCAAACCGAAGCGCCCCAGGAAACCGCAGCAUGAGGAUGAGUGUGUGCGGUGCGCCGGCGGCCCCCUGCUGCCGUCCCACACAGGUCGCACGGAGCCUCGCGCCCCCCCUGCUCCUCCUCCUCCUGCUGCUCGUCAACGGCGGCAGCGGCGGCAGCAUCGGGGCCGUCCCCUCCGCCUUCCAGCUGGCGCCGGACACCCCGUCCCCGGCCGAGCCCACCCCGACCCGGGCCACAUCUCGCCCGGACCACUGCCAGGGGCGACCCUGCCUCAACGGGGGGUUCUGCCUGGUGCUGCCGCUGGCUGACGGGCCAGAGGACACCUGGGAGUACACCUGUACCUGCAUCCAGGGCUUCACCGGACGCAACUGUGAGUUUUUCACAGACCCGUGUGCCAGCAGCCCCUGUCUCCAUGGAAACUGCAGCCGCAGCGACCUUGGCGGGGCGGUGGAACCGGCCUACACCUGCGAGUGCACCGAAGGCUACGAGGGGGAGAGGUGCGAUCAGAUCCUCCUGGACCUGCCGGCUGCCGAAUGGGAGCCCGCCGCCCCCUCCGCCCCCGAGCCGGCCACCCCCGUGGCCCCCACCACCACGGCCGCCACUCAGCCGCCACAGACGACCACCGUCUCCUCCACCACAGCGCCGCCAGUUCCCACCCUGCAGCCAUGGCAACCCAGACCCGGUCAGAGGGUGCUGGUGGUGCCGUGGGAGGCGGAGAGGGUGACGGAGGGGCUGCACUGCGUGAGUCCUGAGCUGUGUGAGCUGACAUCAGGAACUCUGACUCUGUCCCUGGAAGUGCCCGAGGAGACCGCUGUAAAGGUGGUGGUGAAUGUCAGUGGAGCUCCGGUGCUUUGGUGUGUGAAUGAAGAGGGUUUCCUCCGCUCCUCCAUUUUGAACGGCACCACACUGCAGUUCCUGCAGGCUCCCGAUGGAUUGGUGGUGCCGGACCGCUCGCUGCCUCUCGGACAAAACUACUUCCUCGGUGUGUUGCGUGUGGGCGCCCCCACUGCCCCGGAGGUCACCCUGCGUCUCAACCUGACAGUGAAAGCCAGCAGCUGCGUGGAGCCCGGCAGCAGCUUCAGUGACCCUCAGUGCUCCGGCAAAGGCAAAUGUAUCACACAGCCCUCUGAGAGCACUUUCUUCUGCGAGUGUGAGGACGGCUACACUGGGAUCUUCUGUGAGGAAUUCGACGCUUGCCACCGCCGGCCUUGUCACAGUAACGGCACCUGCACCGACGUGAGGCAGGGGGGCGAAGGACGCAACUUCACAUGCACCUGCCCACCAGGUUAUGAAGGGGAGCGCUGCCAGUUGCUGGUGGACCAUUGCCUCUCUCAGCCCUGCAAGAAUGGAGCCACUUGCUUCAGCAGCUUGGCCGGGCCCAGGUGCUAUUGCCCCGAAGGCUACCAGGGCGCUACGUGUGAGCAGAAGGUCGACCCGUGCGCCUCCGGCCCCUGUCACAACAACGGGACCUGCUACGCCCAGGGCCCCGGCCCCCUGGGCUUCGGCUGCAGCUGCACAGCGGGCUUCACCGGCCCCACGUGCGCCCAGCUGGUGGACUUCUGCGCCCUGAACCCCUGCGCCCAUGGGGUCUGCCGCAGCGUGGGCAACAGCUACAGGUGUCUGUGUGUCCCAGGCUACCAUGGCUUGUACUGUGAAGAGGAGUACAAUGAGUGUUUGUCCGCCCCCUGCCAGAACUACGCCACCUGCAGGGAUCUCAUCAACGCCUACGAGUGUGUCUGCACUUCACAGUUCGAUGGCAGACACUGUGAAAUCUACAAGGAUCCCUGUCUGAAGAUGCACUGCCAAAAUGGAGGCCACUGUGAGAGUGCGGGACUCAAUAAUUCCUGCGUGUGCCCACCCGGAUACCUGGGGGACAGGUGUGAGGUCGACAUCAACGAGUGUGAGAGCAACCCCUGUCACCAUGGAGGCACCUGCGUUGACCAAUCAAAUAGCUUCACCUGUCAUUGUCCACCUGGGUGGGUGGGGCCCAGCUGUGAGAUCCACCUGCAGUGGAAACAAGCGCACACUGAGGACACCCUGACCAACAUGCCGCGUCACUCCCUCUACAUCAUCAUCGGAGCUCUGUGUGUGGCCUUCGUCCUCAUGCUCAUAAUCCUCAUUGUGGGCAUCUGCCGCAUCAGCCGCAUCGAGUACCAGGGCUCGUCGCGCCACGCAUACCAGGAGUUCUACAACUGCCGCAGCAUCGACAGCGAGUUCAGCAACGCCAUCGCCUCCAUCCGCCACGCCAGAUUUGGCAAGAAGUCCCGUCCAGCCAUGUACGAUGCCACUCCCAUCGCCUACGAAGACUACAGUCCUGACGACAAGCCUUUGGUUACCCUCAUCAAGACCAAGGAUUUGUAGAACAAAACCAUCCCAACACAUCAGCAGCUGUACACAUGCGCAUACACACACAUUUACAUAUAUAUGUAUGCAGAAUGUCAGUAUAAAUCUUCACGUAUUUCUUAAGAAAGGAAAUAACAGCAAAACAAAAUUGAAUGUAAAAGCAGAGAAAAAAAAGAAUCCAAGACGUACUGUAGUAAUCUGGAACGUAACAACACAAAUAUAUUUUCCUGUCGACGUCAACAAUAAGGCUUUAUUGUAGCAUAGCAGAACACUUAAGUCAUUGAUGAUGGGCGGCCCUGCAGUAACCUCUGCUGUACUGCAGGGAUGACUUUAGUCUGCACCAGACAAGGUCGGCCACCCCAAAGCCUAAAUUCCUACGUGUAAACUCAGCAAACAGUGCUGACAGCAGUCCGUGCUGUGGUGGUAGAGAUAGGUGCACUCCUCUCGGUGCAUACACUGUAUCUUUUUCUAUAUCUUACAACAACAAAAAAAUCUGCAGUAGGUUGCCUUACUUCGUGCAUGGUUAGAUUAGAUGUUCUCUCUGCGUUAUUUUAAAAUCCUUUAUUGAUGUGGUUUUUUUUUUCACUUAGUUGUAUUUCUCGCUGUCAUGAUUGUGCCAAAUAUUUUGAGAGUAAUUUGUGGUUAGAAGAUUAAAUACAAAUGUAUAAAAUACUAGUCACGCACAUUUUCUUUUUAAAUAAUUGCAUAUAGUCCUGUUCUUUACAUGCAAGUUUCUCAAUGGUAUUAUGAAUAGUAGAGAAAGUGGGAUUGCUGUGACCCUACCAACCUGCUCUAUGUCUAUCAGUGAUAUUUAGGAUAAUAGAUCGGUAUAUUUCUCAAUACACAGAAAAGUAGUUGGUUUAACUCAGAGUACCCGACUCUGCUAGUGUACACAUUCAUCUCUAGUAUUGACCGUGUUAAAAAGUGUUGUUCGGGCGUAGAGGGGGCGGAGAUUAAGAGGGAUGAUUUCUACUCCAGAAUAAAUGUGCUUCUGCGUCCUGCCAAUGGAAACGUCUCUGUCCGUGCAGCUGUGUUGUUCCUCUCAAGCAAUAUUUUACCAACAGGCUCAGCUGAUCCGUUUUUUCCUUCUCGUUUUAACGAUUACCUGUUAUCUAUGUUGAAUGAUGAAAACAAUAAAGAAUCAAGUGAACAUAACGCACAGUA